AUGAUUGUGAUAUGUUUAAAAGUGAUUUUUCUGCAAGUUUUUUUCUAUACCCAAAACUUGGCAGCUGUUCUAUCCGACCCGAAAAGAACCAGAUCUGAAGUUUCUGCUUUUUUCACACGUCAUUGGGGAGAACAAUUUGUACCUAGAAAAACUAUCCCUCCAGCACAAACAAUCCCGUCAAUUUCUUUGGAACAUUUUCGACAAUAUUUGGCAACUACAGCAAAGAAGCAUAAACAAUAUUUGAAGGCGAGAAGGGCACUUAGACAAAAACAAACGCAACAAAAUGGGGAAGAAGAACGGAUAUCGAGGGAUGAAGUGGCUGAUAUUUUCUUUUCUCCAACAUUUUCUCGCCAUACACAACAUACUUUUGAGGCUGUGUUUUUGGAGCCUAAACCUGGAGAAAUUGAUAAUUUAUUUUCUCCAAUAGAAAAAAGAAAAGAAGCUUUAAGACAACAACAAAAUCAAAAUCCGUUUAUUGAAAGGCAUGAAAGUUGUGGAUCUCUUUAUUCUAUUCAAAGUGGGCAACAACAACAAUCAUCAUUACCAAUAGAAGCAAGUAAUGGCCGUUUUUUCCGUGCUUGUUUACGUUUACAAAAUAAAUUGGAAUUUUUUGAUGAUGCAAUAAGUACUUUAUUAAAUCAACAAUUGGAAAAUCGAAGUGAACAAUUUUGGAAAAGUGUAAAUUCUUAUGAAGCUUUGCAUGACGAUUUGGAAGAAUCUAUUGAAAGAAUUAAAAUUGCUAGGUUUUUUUAAAUUAAAUUCUAUUUUUUUUUUUGGAAAAAAAUAUUUUUUGGGAAUUUUAAAUUAUUUGGGGAAAAAUACUUGGAAUUGGGGGAUUUUUAAAUUUAUUUUUUGUAAAUUAUUUUUUUUUGGGAUUUUUUGUGUUUAAUAGGAGAGCGUUUUUUACUUGCUAUAUUUUUUCUAGUAAUUGGAGAUUAAAAAAAAAUUUUUUUAUAAGGGAUCAUUUUGAAGUUUUACC
This is a messenger RNA of Meloidogyne enterolobii, 979 nucleotides long. Lineage: Eukaryota; Metazoa; Nematoda; Chromadorea; Rhabditida; Meloidogynidae. The record is from the annotation of a GenBank genome assembly.